AUGGAAGGUGAUUCUUUGAAACAAUUCUUUGUCGAGGUAUCUAAGGGGGACCUUUCCCUUUUAAACGUUAUACUGGAGCAGAAUGGUACGCUGAUAGCUCGACUACAAUUGGUGCUCCAAAAAUAUGACUCCGAUGAAGACAUAGAGGCGCUUGUAGAAAAGCAAAAGUUACAUGGUGGUUCCUGGACGAGAUUUAAUAUAUUAAUGACUAGCUUCUUAAAGCUUUGCAGAGACCUAAACCCAUGGUCUUUGUGGGAAAGUUCGGACCUGAUCUACACAUACUACCAAGACUUGACCAACUGCCUAUUGAAUGACUCCUUUCCUGUCGAUAAUCUCGUAACACUAUUCCAAACAACAACAGAAUACAUUGUUCCACUUUCCAGACAGCUAGACGCAAAUUAUCUUGCCCUAGGCACUCGCCAGCAUCAAUUCCUUGCGCAUGUUUCUUCAAUUAUAACGAAGCUAUUUAACAGCAUAAAGCCUCGCUUCGAGGAGCCUGCCGUUAGCUUCGAAAGUCUUCCGCGGAAACAGCAGAUUUUAUUGUACACUGCUAACAAAUUGAACAACAUCUACAUGCGCAUAGACUCGUCUUCCUCGUGCGCUAAUAUUUUCAAAAAUGUUAAACCAAAAUCUGCUAUCCAGCAUUUCUCACAGUUUCCAUUGCGUGAGCAAGUGGAGUACCGUUAUCUGCUAGGACGUUAUUAUCUUCUCAACCAUCGCGUGUCCAACGCAUUUCAUCAGUUAAACAGCGCGUUUGGCAUGCUGAUUACGACUUACAGGAGCAAAGAGUGUCCGCCUGCAGUUCAAAGAAACUUACAAAGAAUUCUCAAGUACUUGCUACCAGCUGGCAUUCUUUUUGGCAAAAUGCCAUCUAUCCAGUUCUGCGCACAACUAAGUCAGAAUCUUGCUUCUAGCUAUCAGCAGUUAGCAACUGCAGUCAAAACUGGAAAUUUCGCUAGCUUUCAUAAUUGGUUAAACGAAAACGAGGCCGUGCUGAGGCGGCAAAACCUACUUAUACUACUGCUAGAGAAAGUUCCUCUUCUGAUCUAUCGCAACCUGGUACGGCGUGUGGUAAUUGACUUCUGCUUCCCUCAAACUCUGAACAAGAUAUCUUAUGAAAUUCUAGAACACGCGCUUGCUAUGUCAUUGGGCAAUCCGCCGCUUUCUAAGCCGAUCUAUACCGCUAUAAAUGUGCCGGAGGACAUUCCCAACGUACUCGAGACCCUUGUAAAUCUCACGUUGCUGAAGGCGAACUGCUUUCCACUUAGCAAACAGUGUGUUUUUCCCAAGACACAGAACAUUAACGAUAUCUUUCCUGAAGUUAACAGGAGGCUCGUUGCCCUCUAUCCGCUUAACGCAGAAGAUGCGUGGCUAGACGAUUAG
Messenger RNA from Lachancea thermotolerans CBS 6340, 1383 nucleotides. RefSeq names its product Thp1p (gene THP1). The coding region runs from base 1 to 1383 and encodes 460 amino acids. The transcript has a single exon. Gene Ontology annotation, cellular component: transcription export complex 2. Gene Ontology annotation, molecular function: RNA binding; double-stranded DNA binding. NCBI's taxonomy places the organism in Eukaryota, Fungi, Ascomycota, Saccharomycetes, Saccharomycetales, Saccharomycetaceae. The record is from RefSeq and is a predicted model, not a curated record. Gene Ontology annotation, biological process: poly(A)+ mRNA export from nucleus; post-transcriptional tethering of RNA polymerase II gene DNA at nuclear periphery; transcription elongation by RNA polymerase II.